AUGGCUGCUGAUAUUGAAGCUGCAGUAAAGUCAACGAAAAGUUCCUCAGAACAGGCAAGACAGCGAACACCACCGAAAGCAGUGGAACCACCAGCAAAACCAAAGUCUCCUCCCCGACCUCCGCCUCCACCACCACCGCCUCCACCACCGCCACCCCUACCACCAACUUCGAAACCAAAAGCUGUGAAGAAAAAGCGGCUGUCAUCAGAAACUUCGGUUAAUCAAUUCUUUUCAUUUUCGCAUCAAGCCUUCAUGAUAAGUUAG
Molecule: messenger RNA, 264 nt
Organism: Gongylonema pulchrum
Lineage: Eukaryota; Metazoa; Nematoda; Chromadorea; Rhabditida; Gongylonematidae
Source: the annotation of a GenBank genome assembly